AUGGAGUCUUCCUCCUCUUUUCGAUUCAUACCCCUCUUGAUUCUUACCCACACCAUGUUUUUCAAUUUUAAACCAGUUGGAGUUGUCCAUGUUCCCCAAGAUCUUUAUACUAGACCAGGAAAUAGCUCUGAUCUUUAUACCAGAUCAAGAAAUAGUUCGAUUUCUCCUCCUCCUCCUCCUCCUCCACCACCACCACCACCACCGUCUCCAUUUCUUCCCCCUCCACCACCUCCACUGCCUCCUUCUCCGGUUCCGGCGCUGUUCGUAAUUGGUGACUCUUCUGUUGAUUGUGGGACCAAUAAUUUUCUUGGAACAUUUGCACGAGCAGAUCGUCUUCCUUAUGGACGUGACUUUGAUACCCAUCAACCCACCGGAAGAUUCUCCAACGGAAGAAUCCCUGUCGAUUAUCUUGCAUUACAUCUUGGCCUCCCAUUUGUCCCAAGCUUCUUAGGUCAAAGUGGUUCUGUUAAUGACAUGAAACGCGGGUUGAAUUAUGCAUCUGCUGGUGCUGGAAUCAUCUUCUCCAGUGGAUCAGAACUGGGUCAACACAUAUCUUUCACUCAGCAAAUUCAACAGGUUAUGGAUACCUUCCAACGGUUCAUACUAACAAUGGGUGAGGCUGCAGCAUCAAGUCUCAUCACAAACUCCAUUUUUUACAUUUCAAUCGGGACUAAUGAUUACAUACAUUACUAUUUGCCCAAUGUAUCCGAUGUACAAUCCAAAUACGUCUCAUGGAAAUUUACACAGUUUUUAGCCCAAUCAAUGAAACAAGAGAUAAAGAAUUUGUACAAUGCGAAAGUGAGGCGAGUGGUGGUGAUGGGACUAGCUCCAAUCGGGUGUGCCCCAUACUACCUAUGGCAAUACAACAGCACAAAUGGGGAAUGUGUGAAGGAGAUAAACAACAUGAUAAUGGAAUUCAACUUUGUUCUAAGAUACACAGUGGGGAGAGCUUCGUAA
Lactuca virosa is the source of this 957-nucleotide messenger RNA. Lineage: Eukaryota; Viridiplantae; Streptophyta; Magnoliopsida; Asterales; Asteraceae. The record is from the annotation of a GenBank genome assembly.